This is a messenger RNA of Salvia miltiorrhiza (redroot sage), 408 nucleotides long. Its product is annotated as glycine-rich cell wall structural protein 1.0-like. The coding region runs from base 1 to 408 and encodes 135 amino acids. The record is from RefSeq and is a predicted model, not a curated record. The transcript has a single exon. Lineage: Eukaryota; Viridiplantae; Streptophyta; Magnoliopsida; Lamiales; Lamiaceae.
AUGGAAACUUUUUACGAACCUGAGAAAAUGGAGGUCGGAGCGGGAGGGCGGGAGGGGGCCCACGAGGGUGGCGACUGUGUUGCUGUGCAGACUGCAGAGGGAGUUGGGGGCAGCGCUGGUGGGUCCAGAGGGAGAUGGGCGUGGUUGGACGAUGCUCCAGUCGCCGGAGGGUACAGAGGCAGACGGGAAGGGCCAAGGGGCCGAAAGGCAAAGGAGGGCGCGGCGGCGCUGGACGGUGCAGAGGGCAGACGGGAAGGGCCGAAGGGGCCCAAGGCAGAGGAGGGCGCGGCGGCGCUGGAGGGUGCAGAGGGAGAUGGGCGCGGUGGGAUGAGGCUCCGGUCGUCGGAGGGUGCAAAGGCAGACGGGAAGUGGCCGAAGGGCGUGGAGGGCCUGGAGAAGGAGGCGUGA